This is a messenger RNA of Dentiscutata erythropus, 146 nucleotides long. The record is from the annotation of a GenBank genome assembly. Lineage: Eukaryota; Fungi; Glomeromycota; Glomeromycetes; Diversisporales; Gigasporaceae.
UAAUUUCCAACACCGUGCGUAACAACCGAAGGUUGUUACAAACGGCUUCAAAUGAACAAGUCUCGAGUGCUGCGCCUCGAGAUGCGUUUAUUUGUACUUUCCACUAUUACCUUGGGUCUCUGGAACCUGGAACCAAUAUAUUAUAA